Messenger RNA from Loxodonta africana (African savanna elephant), 6199 nucleotides. RefSeq names its product small nuclear RNA activating complex polypeptide 4 (gene SNAPC4). NCBI's taxonomy places the organism in Eukaryota, Metazoa, Chordata, Mammalia, Proboscidea, Elephantidae. Bases 1765 to 5985 code for a protein of 1406 amino acids. Gene Ontology annotation, biological process: snRNA transcription by RNA polymerase III; snRNA transcription by RNA polymerase II. Gene Ontology annotation, cellular component: snRNA-activating protein complex. The record is from RefSeq and is a predicted model, not a curated record. Gene Ontology annotation, molecular function: RNA polymerase II cis-regulatory region sequence-specific DNA binding; RNA polymerase III type 3 promoter sequence-specific DNA binding. The transcript has 23 exons.
CUCAGCCCAGGAGCUGUGGGCGGGAAGCAGCGGCCCAUACCCCCUCUCCGAGGCCGACUGCUGUCCACCCUGUGCCGGGCCGCUGGGCGCCUGUCGGUGAUGUCGCCGCGCCCCGUCUCCGUGCGGACCCCGCUCUGCAGACGCCGAGGCUCUGAGCGGUCGGUACUCGUGGAGGUCACACUGCUAGGAACUGGCAGAACCGGGUUGGGACCAGGUUUGCCCCCCAGAGCGGCGCCGUUAACCCCCGCCCCACUGACGCAGCAGUGGCUCCCCUGGGUGUUUGGUCCAGCAGCGAGUCAGAGCAGCUGCAUCUGAGCAGGCGUUUGCGCAGCGUCGUGCUGGAGCCGGUGGUGCUCUGCUUGCCCACAUCCAGCAAGGCCUCUGGGAACGCCGCCUUUGGUGGGUGGCCCCCCACGCUCAUCUGCUAGAGAGUUCGGGAAGAAAAGACGGAUAGGAGGGUGUGCGCGGGACACCCUUGACUGGCUGGAGGCGCCAUUACAGUGGAUGGCAGUGAAUCUGGCAUGUGGCUUGUGAUCAGGGAACUGCCUACUCAGGACUAGAAUUUGUGACUCUAAUCUUCUUCCUGUUGUCCUGACUUGCCUGAGCUGUGGGGCGGGGGGCGCGGGGGGGCUGUCUUUCCAACCCAAAGUGCCUUUUCCCCACAGGGAAGCCUCAUCCCUGGCCUGUCCAGGGCACGCUGCAUCUUUGAAUCUGUUGGUAGUUUGUUGCUCAUUGGCAGAGCUGAUUGGCUCCUAGCUGAAUUCAGCUUACAGAUGUUUGAGUAUAAACGGAGUGCGUUCUCCAGGAAGGAGAGGAGCUGAGUUCUGAUGAACCUCAAGGGUGUUUCCCAUUGGUGGUGCUUUUGUUUGUCCCACUGGGCAAUACCCGGUGUGGCAGGAGUCUGGGCACGGCCCCCCUUUCAGGUCCUUCCCAUCCCCAUUACACAGUCUCCAUCAGCUCCAUGAAGGUCCUGUGUUCAGGCUGCUGCCUACAGCGUGGCAUUGGCACUCGAUGGCACUAGCAGGGCCAGUUUGGAAGUUCUUGGUUUUCUUACCCGCCUUGGGAAGAGUGAGAGGCCAGAAUGGGGCUGUGGGCGGGAGGGCACAGUGAGGAGGUUUUGCUUUGCUGUUUCUAGCCCCUGUGUCUGUGCUUGUGUCUCCUGGGGGUUUCUCUAUCAAUGCUUUGUUCUCCUAUCCCACUGUCUCCUUAGCUCUUCACCUUCUCAGACUCCCCAGAUACUACUAUUCCUAAGAAAGGUUUCUGUUCCUUUAGCAGACAUUUGUGGAUAUCAGAUACUCCCUGUAUAGAUCCUGUACGAGGGGCCGGAGGCGCUGCCGCCAUGACACACAGGGCCCUGCCCUCAGGGCUUCCUGCACAGUGCUGGCGUCUGUCUCCGGGUGGGUCUGCCCCUGUGAACAUGAACACCCACACAUGCCCCUAUGUCCAACUCUGGGCCAUGGGAGAGCAGGCUUGGACUUCCCAGGCUCCAAGGGCCUGGUCCUCGUCCUCUGGCAGCCUGGCCACCACUACUCUUUACGCACUGGGUGACCAGCUUGCCAUGGCUGGCCGUGGGCUCAGAAACCAGGCAGCAGGGCCAUUCCAGUGUACGUCCCCUCCCCUACGUGGCUUCAGCCUCUGCAGAGCCAGGAGAAGUAGUGUGGGGCGCGGGCUCCAGCAGGGCUGACCUGGGCAUGCAGUCUCUCCAGGGGCCCAGGAGUGUCGUGCCGUUUCUCCCAUCGCAGUUGCCCGGAGGCAGAAGGGGCCAUGGACACUGACGCGGAGAGGGAGAGGAUCACACGGGAGAUCCGGGAGCUGGAGAGGAUCCUGCAUCCCAGCUCCUCGGACAUCGGCGUGGAGCUCUCGGAGUCCAGUCUCGACUCGGAUUCUGACGCAGAUUUGCUGCACGGCGAGGACUCAGAUGCCCCUGGUCCCCCAGUCUCGGAAGAAGAAAGGUGGGGUGAGGUCAGCAACGAAGAGGAGGACCCCAAGGACAGAAACCUUCCCGAGGACCCAGAGACCUGCCUGCAGCUGAACAUGGUCUACCAGGAGGUCAUCCAGGAGAAGAUUGCAGAAGUCAACUUGCUGCUGGCCCAGAACCACGAGCAGCAGGAGGAAAUCACGUGGGAUCUGGCUGGCUCCAAGGGCCCCAAGGCGAAGGGUAGGAAGAGCCUGCCCCCCCACGUGUACAUCGGGCACUUCAUGAAGCCUUACUUCAAGGACAAGGUCACUGGAGUGGGGCCUCCGGCCAAUGAGGACAUGCGGGAGAAGGCAGCCCAGGGUGUCAAGUCCUUUGAGGAGCUUCUGGUGACCAAGUGGAAGAGCUGGGAGAAGACCCUGCUUAGAAAGUCUGUGAUGAGUGACCGCCUGCAGCGCCUGCUUCAGCCUAAGCUACUGAAGCUUGAGUACCUGCAACAGAAGCAGAGCCGGGUUUCGGGUGAGGCGGAGAGGCAGCUCCUGGAAAAGCAGCUCCGAGACACGGAGAAGGAGAUUGAGGACAUCCACCAGCUUCCGGAAGAAGCUCUUCUGGGGAACAGACUAGACAGCCACGACUGGGAAAAGAUUUCCAACGUGAACUUCGAAGGCGGCCGCAGCGCGGGGGAGAUCCGGAAGUUCUGGCAGAAUUGUGAGCACCCGAGCAUCAACAAGCAGGAGUGGGGCGGGGAUGAGGUGGAGCGGCUGAAGGCCAUCUCAGCCCAGCACGGCCACCUGGAGUGGCAGAAGAUAGCCGAGGAGCUGGGGACACAGCGUAGCGCCUUCCAGUGCUUGCAGAAGUUCCAGCAGCACAACAAGGACCUGAAGCGCAAGGAGUGGACAGAGGAGGAGGACUGCAUGCUCACCCAGCUGGUGCAGGAGAUGCGUGUCGGCAGCCACAUUCCCUACCGCAGAAUUGUCUACUACAUGGAAGGACGAGACUCCAUGCAGCUCAUCUACCGCUGGACCAAGAGCCUGGACCCCAGCCUGAGGAAGGGCUGCUGGGCCCCCGAGGAGGAUGCUAAGUUACUUCAGGCUGUUGCCAAAUAUGGGGCGCAGGACUGGUUUAAGAUCCGGGAGGAGGUACCAGGCAGGAGCGACGCCCAGUGCCGAGACCGGUACCUCAGAAGAUUACAUUUCAGCCUUAAAAAGGGACGAUGGAAUCCAAAAGAAGAAGAAAAAUUAAUAGAAUUAAUAGAAAAACAUGGGGCUGGUCACUGGGCAAAAAUUGCAGCAGAGCUGCCCCACCGGACGGGCUCCCAGUGUCUGAGCAAGUGGAAGAUCAUGGUUGGGAAGAAGCAGAGACGCCAGCGGAGGCGGCGGCGGCCCCAGCGGUGCGUCCAGUGGAGUUCUAGCAGCAGCAGCGGGGACAGCGAGGGCAGCAGGGACGCCAGCAGCAGCAGCGAUGACUCAGAGACAGAGCUGGAGGACGCCUCAGGGGCCAGUGGGGGAAGCGAGGCGUCGCCGUCAGCCCAGUAUGUGGUGCCCAGUGUGGACCUGUGGGUUCCCGCCAGGCAGAGCGCCACGGAGCCAUGCAAAGAGGGUGCACAGGGCUGGCUGAGACGGCCACCUCCCCCCGCAAGCCCUCCCAAGGAGGUCGAGGCCACCCACGGUGGCACCGAGGAAGCGUCCGCCACAGCUUCAGCUCCCAGAGUGGACACAAACCAGGCCAGUGACCAGGAGCUGGGGGACAAGAGCGGGACGCCCCUGCAGAAAGUGCCCCUGGAGACGGUGCUGCAGGUGCUGCGGGCCAACACUGCUGCCCGGGGCCGGGAGCUGAAAGAUAAGCUGAGGCAGCCACCCCUGCCUUGCCCGGCCCCAGGGCCCAGCCUGGAGGGCAGCCCACCCAGGACCCGUGGGCAGCGCCUGUGGCCCAGCUCCACCCUGAAUGGGCAGCGGCGCCAGAGGCAGAGACGUGCCUUGCAGCGGAGGCUCCUCAACCGUCGGCUCCUGAUGGCCGUGAGCCCCUGGGUGGGUGACAUCACCCUGCCCCGGACACACGGGCCCCGGAGGCCUGAGGCAGCGCAGACGAGAGCUGACGGCAUCUGGAGACAGCUGCAGAGCGCCCACCUGGCAAGCACACCAGUGUUUACCCUACUAAUCCAGCUCUUCCAGAUUGACGCUGAUGGCUGCAUGGCGGUCAUCCGUGAGAGGAGGACCCAGCCGCCCGCCGCGCUGCACCGUCUGCAGGUGCCCCUGAGUGCCCAGCACUGCCCAGGUGGCCUCGUCCCAGUCAUACCAACUCAGGAACCUGUAAGGCAGAGCACCGGCCACAAAGGGAGCAGAGGGCUGGGACCCCGCCAGCCCGAGUCCACCCCGUUGCCGGCCCCCUCGUCAGGCCCCCGGCCCAAGCCCAAGACUGUGUCAGAGUUACUUCGGGAGAAGAGGCUGCGGGAGACCCGGGCCAGGAGGACCACUCUGGGUGCAAGGACGCUCCCACUCCAGCUGCUAAUCUCCUCACCUGGAGCCCCCCUGCCCGCUCUGCGGCCAGCCCCCCAAGGACCUGCAGCCCCAGGACUGGCUGUUUGCAAUGUGGCGCUCCCAGGACUUGGGGCCCCCACAGGGGCUGCCCCAGGCACUGCUGACCUUUUGCAGGGCGCUCAGACCCCAGCCAAAGAAGAGAAACCCCGCUCCCCGCAAGCCCCAGCCCCCACCCUCACAGGGGCCAGGAGCUCAGCCCCCGAAGCCUCCAGAAGCCAAGUGUUGGGCCCCCUUCUCAGCCAGCAGAGUGUCCUGGGGCAGUCACAGGCCCUCCGCACGCCCCGGAAGCAGGGUCUGCCUGAGCUGCCGCCCCUUCUCCCUGCAGCCCCCAGCCCUGCACGGCUGCCUGCCUUCAGCCUGGUGCCAACCCGUGUGGCAGCCAGCACCACCCUGCCUGUCACCUGGGUGCUUACGGCCCCAGGGUUGCUGCCUCUGUCUAUGCCGGCUAUGGUGGGCGUCCCCCAGCCUGCGGGGACCCCAGCCCCAGGGCUGCUGCGCAUAUCUGUGCCGGCCAUGGUAGGCCCCCCCCAGCCUGCGGGGUCUGCGGCCUCAGGACCGUCAGGGACUCUGCUGCCCUCCCCAGCUGAGACUCUGGCUAACCAGUGCACCCAGGCCUUGCCCUCCAGAACGCCCUCCAAACGCCACAGUCCUGCAGAGGCAGCUGAGGACGUGGUCCGUGCCCCAGGGAGACCUUCUUCCCCAGGAGCUGCGUGGGGGGCCAGAGAGACUGCUGCGCCCCCUCCCCCACCCGUAAUGGCCUCCCAGGCCCCACUCCUGUCCAGCCACCCGGAAGAGGAGCUGCCCCAGCCUAGCCACCUGCCUCCCCACGGUCAUGCUGGCCCAGGGAGCUGUCCAACGGGGACACCUGGGCCUCCCUCCGGAUCAGGGGUCCCUCUAAUCCUGGAGAAGCCACCCUCACCCCAGCCUGGUCCUAAGAAGGGCACCCUGGACCUGAGCCUCCUCUCCUCAGAGGACACAGUGGACAUGCAAGCGUGGUUGAGGGGGCAGCGGGGGGUGUGUGUGCCGCCCCUGGGGAACAGAUUGCCCUACCAGCCCCCCACCGUGUGCACCCUGAGGGCCCUGGCCAGUCUCCUGCUCCAUAAGGAAGCUUUGGAGCACAAGGCUGCUGCCCUGAUGCCUGGCAGGGCAGCAGGGGACGAGCACAGGUCCCCAGCCGGAGCCCUGCAGGCGGCGCUGGGGAUGGUACACAUGCGGCUCGGGAACAGCCCGGCCUACUUGCUGCUCAAGGCCCGCUUCCUGGCGGCCUUCUCCCUGCCUGCCCUCCUGGCCACUCUCCCCCCACACGGCGUCUCCACCACCCUGUCAGCUGCUGCCGGACCAUACCCCGAGAGUGAAAGCGAGGACCUGGGGGAGCCCGAGCCCUCUGAUGAGGAGGGCGGCACAGCCUCCAGCCUCCUGGAGGGGCUGCAGCCAGGCCCUGGCCAGGGCUCAGCCCUCUGCUGCCUGGACACCCCCGACGACUUCCGUGUGCUCAGGACACGGCACAGCCGUAAGCGAAGGCGGCUGUCCUGAGCAGGUGAGUCCAGGAGGACACACCUGGCCUGAAGCCACUGCUUCUCAGGACAGGCAGAGCUGCCGCACGAGGGAAGAGGCACUAGCUGUUCUCGUCUGCACCGUGUCGUCCUCAUGUCCCCUCACCAGAGGGCUCGUUUGGCCCCAAGUGAAAAUCUGAAUAUUUAGGGGAAUAAAGAAAUGUCUAUUUUUUUAUUGAAAAGCAAACAAAUCA